GAACGUUCCCAUAGAGACGCUGAUGUCGGAGCCAAGUGCUCCCGAAAUGUUACCAGAUGAAAACCUUUUAACAAGUCAAUGAAAAAGAUCAGCUUUAGAGAUGUCUCAGUUGGCAGCUGAAGAUGAGGUGGAACUACAAUCUCUGCUCAAGCAGCUUCUGAGGAGCAUCGGUGACAGGAUCUCUGGUGCUCUGUCAACUGAUUGUGCUGAAGAGGUCCUCCUUCAUCUGGAGGAAACUGACAAGAACUUUCACAAUUAUGAGUUUGUUAAGUACCUCCAUCAGUAUGUGGAAAGCUCUUUGGGGACUGUGGUGGAUGAGGAAACCAAGAAGAUGACUAGAGGAGAUGAACAACAUGCAGUUGGUUCAGGGCAUGACAGCUUGAUUCAUGGUGUCACCCAAAGGACCAGAGAGUCAGUUGAGUACCAGCAAAUGAUGCAGACCUUGAAAACCACCAUGAUCAUGGUUGUGGAAUCUUUAAUCAACAAAUUUGAGGAGGACCAACUGAAGGAGGAGGAGAUGCACCGAGAGAAGCAACACAGUCAGUCGAACAGUCAGUUCACUGACAACUGCUCUGACAGCGACGCCUCCUUCAGCCAGAGUUAUGCAUUCAUCAGGCAAGAGCAGCUGCAAGUCUUGGCUGAAAAACUUGACUCUAGCAGGACCAAGGAGGUGCGUUUCGAGGCCCUGCAGGCUCUGUGCUGCGCCCCUCCAUCUGACGUGCUGAGCUGUGAGAGCUGGAGCAGUCUGCGCAGGAACCUCUGUGCAGCACUGACUGAGCCCGACCCUAACCUCAGCGAUAGUGUACUGCAGUUCUUUGCUAAAUGCUUCUCCUCCUCUCCACUGAAUGUGACACGAGAGAUCUACACCAGCUUGGCUAAAAGUGUGGAGUCCAUUUUUCUCUCUCACAAGCUGAGCUUCCCAACUGACUCGAGCGUCAUUGACAUUAGCAGACCUGAGAUCAGUCAUCUUCUCAAGCAGAUUCGACUGAUGAAUGACUUUCAGAAGGAGGUGACAACCUUUUGGAUCCGACAUCCAGAGAAGUAUAUGGAGGAAGUGAUAGAGGGCACGUUCUCCCUGUUGUCCUACCAUCAGGAAUAUGGCUCAUCUUCACCAGGGACAGAAAAAGCCCUAGAACCAGUUCACUUACUGGCCUUACUGGAUAUCAAAGCUACAUGGUUCAAAAGGUGGAUGCAUGGAAACUACAGUAGGACUGUGGUUCUCAGACUCCUGGAGAGAAAAUACAAGUCCCUAAUUGUAGCAGCUCUUCAGCAGUGUAUCUAUUACUCCGAAUGCUGUGAACGUCACACAAAUGAAACUACUGAUUCCCAGUCAGCAGGGCAGCAGAGCACUGUGCAGAGGAGUGUUUAUUCGAGACAGGACCUUGACUAUGCCUUCUUUGUCCACUCUCUGUGUGUUCUUGGAAAACUCCUCAUCUACACCAAUGGACGGAGGCUCUUUCCCAUCAGAGUGAGGAAGCACAAAGAGGCAGUUAGUCUGACAGAUCUGGUUGUCAUCAUGAUUAACAUAAUGUACCAACACCCCAAAGCACACAGUGAUGUCUCACACACAGACUCGUUGUCGCCCAGCAGUCUGGUGAUGGAGGUGGUGUGGAUGCUGUGUGAGAGGACGGAGUGCGCUGCAGAGUGCCUCUACCAGACACCUGUCAUUGAGACACUACUGGCUCCUGUUAUAGCUCUGCUCAAUGGACAGCAGGUCAAAUUAAAGUGUGCUGCAGCAACACUUAGCCUCAUCGCUGACAUUCUGGCUCGCAUAGCGAACACUGACCGAGGAUUAGCUUUAUUCCUAUAUGAGAACAAUCUUGUUAUGGCUCACAGUGAGAGAACCUCUGCUGCUCAUGUCAUUGUGUCGUUGACCCUGAAGCUGCUGGAUGAGGAGCUGUCAUCGCUAAGUGAAUCUGAUGCAUCCCAUACAUUGUGUGGUGCUUUUAUCUUUGUCUGUAGGCAGAUGUACAACACCUGUGAGGGUCUGCAGGUCCUCCGACCCUACGGCCUGCACAAGGCUGUAGCUGCUGCAUGGAAAAAGACCAGUUCCUUGUCAGAAAGGGUUCCAACCCCAGUACCUGGAGCCACUACUGGAGCCUCCACCCAGGAACUGCAAAACAUGCUCUUCUGGGAGGAGACACUGUUGGACAGCCUCUUGAACUUUGCUGCAACCCCUAAAGGCCUGCUGCUGCUCCAGCAGACAGGCGCCAUCAAUGAGUGCAUCUCCUACAUGUUCUCUCGCUUUACUAAAAAAUUACAGGUGAGCCGCUGUGAGAAGUUUGGAUAUGGGGUGAUGGUGACACAGGUUGCAGCAACUGCUCCAGGCAUAGUGGCUUUGCACAGUUCAGGUUUCAUCCGGGUGCUGGUGAUUGAGCUGUGGUCAACUCUAGAGUGUGGAAGUGAAGAUGUCAGCAUGGUCCGUCCCAAACCAACUCCCAUGGACUCCAUAGACAGGAGCUGCCUCAAGCCCUUCCUGUCCUUGGUCAGCCUGCUCUCCUCCUCCCACUCGGUGUGGGAGCUGCUGGGCCGACAGCCUUUAGCCAAUAAGACUGAAUACACCCUGAGAGAAAUGCCAACUUCCAUUAUUGAUUUGAUUGACCGGCUGAUUGCUGUGAAUUCAGAUGCAAAGAUUCACUCCCUUUUCCACUAUGAGCAGUCUCACACGUUCGGGCUGAGACUGCUCAGUGUGCUCUGCACUAAUCUGGACUCUUUUCUGCUGCUGGAGAGCCAGUACAGCAUCUGCUCCAUGCUGCUGCAGUGUCAGAGGGAGAAUGUCACUGAGCCAGACACCAGCCAGGGGGAGUUCAUUAUAGACAGUCUGUCAGUGGAGAGGAAUCACGUGCUGGUUCGUGUCAGUGUGGUGGGAGGUCCGUCUGAAAGGAUGCUUCCCCCUCGAGCCCUCCAAGAGGGAGAACAUCCUUACCUGUGGCCAAUGUUUUCAAGCUAUCCUCUACCUCCCUGCUACACCCUGGACCCACCAAAGAGCCACCAUAACUCACAAGACUCUGAGAUCAGUGGGUUUCUGUCUUCAUCUAAAGACACACAGAAUGAGGAGAGCUGGAUGGAGAUUUGUCAGAGACAGUACCACAAAGUCAUGACCUCCAAACCCAACAUUUUAACUGGAAAGGUGCUGGCUGACCUUCUGGAGAAGGUUGUAACCCAUCUAUCCGGCUCUGCUACAGAAUGCUUCUUCUCUCCGGCUCAGUACAAAGCGGAGGAGAAGAGUGUGAGGAGCACUGUGUUAUCAUCUGUGGAACAGCUAGGAAUCAACACCUGUCUCAGAUAUGGCAGCUACCUCAGUCUACUCAAAGAUGAUGCAGUGCAUGACCUGACGCUACUAAUGAAGCACGUAAAGAUCUUCUUAUCUACACAGAGAGUCAAGAAUUCUUCAGAUCUCAUCACUCAGCAGGAUGGUUACCCGGGCCACGACUGGUUCGUCUCCACAGUGUUCCUCAUCAUGGCCGGAGACAUGGACCGCUCUCUGAGUUUGUUGCUCAACCUCUCCUCUCUGCUGACCUCUGCAUUCAUCUGGCCUGCAAGGAUACAUGCAUCUGUCCAUGUUCCUCUGGAAGUCGCCAAGUCAGGAAUCCCUCCUGUCUACUGGUGUACAGCUCACUAUGUGGAGAUGCUGCUGAAAGCUGAGCUUCCCCUGGUCCACUCGGCCUUCAGGAUGUCUGGUUUCACCCCCUCACAGAUGUGCCUCCACUGGCUGACUCAGUGUUUCUGGAACUAUGUGGACUGGACAGAAAUCUGCCACUACAUUUCCACCUGUGUGGUGAUGGGUCCUGACUACCAGGUUUACAUGUGCGUGGCCAUAUUCAAACACCUGCAGCCAGACAUCCUGCAGCGUACACAGUCCCAGGAGCUGCAGGUCUUCCUCAAGGAGGAGCCAAUCCAGGGCUUCAAGGUCAGCAACUACCUGGAGUUCAUGGAGGAACUGGAGCACAGCUACAGAAAGACUGUUCUCACUGACAUGACAAGUAUCCGAAACCCUGUCGAGUAGGAAUAUUUCCAUAUGUCCAUCUUGCACAAAUUGCAGCAGAGGUUUUGUUUUUUGCUGGACAACUUUAAAUGCCACUGAAGCUAUUUGUAUUAAAGUACCUAUACGUAUCUGCUGGUGACACUGAACACUGUUCACCACCACACAAGACAUUCUGACAGCAUUUCUCCCACAAUCCUUUGGUGUGGACUGGGAAUUACUGCCUCAUAAUGGCUGCAUUUUGUAAUUAUGAGAUAAUGUUCAACACCUCAGCCCUUGGCUCAGGAUCAUCGGGGUUCUAAGAUUUCUUCAGUAUCAGAGUAGCUCAGUGACAGUUGUCAGUGCAUCCAGUGGUACUGUACAUACAGUGCCUAUAAAAAGUAUUCACCCCCUUGGA
Molecule: messenger RNA, 4379 nt
Organism: Monopterus albus (swamp eel)
Lineage: Eukaryota; Metazoa; Chordata; Actinopteri; Synbranchiformes; Synbranchidae
Gene: tbc1d32
Product: TBC1 domain family, member 32
Exons: 34
Coding region: 101-4006 (1301 amino acids)
Biological process (GO): non-motile cilium assembly
Source: RefSeq, a predicted model, not a curated record